Messenger RNA from Megalobrama amblycephala (Wuchang bream), 2156 nucleotides. Its product is annotated as lipopolysaccharide-induced tumor necrosis factor-alpha factor homolog. Gene Ontology annotation, molecular function: zinc ion binding. NCBI's taxonomy places the organism in Eukaryota, Metazoa, Chordata, Actinopteri, Cypriniformes, Xenocyprididae. The transcript has 5 exons. The coding region runs from base 1474 to 1908 and encodes 144 amino acids. The record is from RefSeq and is a predicted model, not a curated record.
UGACGAAAUGCGCGUGACAAUCUCAUGCGAUAUAUCGUGCAGCCCUAAUUACAAGUCACAUACAUUAUGCACUCACAUGACUUUUUUGAUGUUAAUGCAAAUUUAUUUACAAAAGUCACUGCAGAUGAAGUAUUUUCAACAACAGUCACAGUAAUAGUAUGAAUUGUAGCUGAAAUAUAACUAGUGAUGCAUGAAUAAUCAGAAUUUUCUCCCAAUCUAAAAUCAAUACUUGGAAAAUUUAACUGUGGUAUGACUCAUUAGAUAUUGCUUGAUGCUACAACAUUUUUUUUUUUUUACCUGCAAGAGUCUCCUAGGAUAGAAGGAAUGAAUGGAUAUUCCAGAGCAACUUGGCAUUUCUGACUGUCCACAGGUCAUCUUGGUUUGGAGGGAAAAACAUCGACACAACCAGCUCUCCACUUGAUGGCAAUGUAUAGGAUGAUGCACUAGGGUCCACUGAAGAGGUUGAUGUGCAACUAUGCCGUCAAAACCCAUGCAUAUGCAAGAAAAUGCUUUUUUGAAUAGCUGUCCACUGUAGUGACCUCUAUACACGAAAGUGUUCAUUUAAAUGCUAUCUCACUCACGACCAAUUCGUAUGUAUUUUACGAGGUCCCGAAUUCUUACGAAUUUGUACAAUUUGUCUAAACCCCAGUGACGGGUAGGUUAAGGUUUGGGGUGAAUUCAUACGAAUUUGUCAACGCGUAAAAUAUGUACGAUUUAGCAAAAAAAACGUAUGAAUAAAAACGGCAUUUCGUAAAAUACGUACAAAAUGCCGUGAGAUUGGGUUGGUUAAUUUACAAGUUUAUACAAGUUUUAUUCAUAAUAUGCCACAACAAUAACAGUGAAGAUCACAGGAGAAACAUGGCAGCAUAAACAACACAAGACAAAGAACUGAACAAACGGAGAGCUAUAUAUACACAGGAUAAUGAGCACUAAACUAGAAACAGGUGUACAACAUAAUCAGUUACCAUAGAAACAAACUAGUGAUUAGAACAAAGGAUACCGACAGAAAAUAACUAAAUACAAACUAAGAGUAAAUCAUAAUGAAAUAAGCCCAAACUGAAUGUCACAACUCCAUAUUAAGAAAUAAUUCAAAUUAGUCCUGGUUUAAUAAGUUCAUGGAUUGUAUCAUGACCAUAUUAAGUCUGCAGAACUGCCAACGUUUGCUGUAACAUUAACAGCUUAUGCAGACAAGUGGGAAAAUAACUAAACUGAUAAUAUUUCUUGCUUUCUCCCCUUUAUUGUAAUGGAAAAUGGGAAGGUUAGUGACACAGUUAGUGUCAAUGUUAUCUUGCCUAUAAUUUUAUCCCUACAGACAUUUAUGACUGUACUCUGCUGUUCUCUCUGACUUUCAUGAACCACACCCUCUCGCUCUCUCACUCAUGGUAAUCCAUAUUCUACUGUAAGUUCCCUGUCGCUCUCAAAGGAGAAGCAACACAACCGACACGUUUUCACACCACAUACAGGUCUUUGAUAAUGGAGAAAGAACACAACCCUCCUCCUUAUUACGGUCCUCAGAUGACCCAGACAGGCAUAAAUUACCCUGGACCGCAGGCACCCUACCCACCUCAACCAGGUCCACAAACUGCACCUUACCAAACUCCACAAUAUGGGUUUGGGGCUCCACCCACCACUGUCCAGCCCACCAUGAUCCCUGUCGUUACACAGAUGACGACUAUGAAUCUCACUGAUGUACCGGGCCGCAUUAUCUGUCCUCACUGCAUGACGGAGGUCCUCACGGAAAUGGAAUAUAUAAACGGUUUGCUCACCUGGUUAAUCUGCGGAGGCCUUGCGCUCUUUAUGUGCUGGUUCUGUUGUUGCAUUCCUUUCUGUGUGGACGCGUGCAAGGAUGUGAAACACACCUGUCCAAACUGCAAAAAUGUCAUUCGCCUUUACAAACGAAUUCAAUGAUGAGUGAUCGAAGAUAUGUCAUUUGUACACUUCAUAUGGAAGUUAAACAUUGUGAAAUACUAUAGAACUGAUGCAUAAUUAAUCACAAUCUCACAGAUAUGUAGAACAAAAGUUAUGACAGAAAUGUCUAAUACAGUAUUUCACAAUUGCUAAAACACUAAACCCCAUUCUCUGAACCCAAUGCUCAGUGGCCUAAACCCAUUUGUCGAAUCAGUCACUUUGUAGGCAAAACCUUAAACAAGUUCAGG